AGAGCUGGCUGGCUCGCCGCUUUAUUGAACUGCAAGUCAGUCGCAUCGUAGCUUAGGAAUACCCGGGGCUAUCUGGCCCACCUAAUAAAGACGAAGUAUACAAAUUGUAUUCUGGAUGAAAAAUUGUGUAUAAGAAAAUUGUGUUUCCCUAUGGUAAUCGUGAAGUUUAUGGUGCCAAAUCAAUGUGUUGAUAAUCAGAAUGCCUCCAUCGGUUGACUAUCAACAGGCACCACAAGAUAACCAGGAGAUGACCGACAGAGGGAUGAAGCGCUCCUUGGCGCCCGGCACCCUGCCGAAGCAGCCCAAGAAGCCGCGCCUCAUCAAACUGGAUCCGCGGUCGAGCCCGCUCCAGUAUCUCAACACGAUUCGUCCUGGACUUAACUUCAAAAUCGAACGUACAGAAGGCGGGCCUGCGCAUGAGCCAAGGUUUUCCGUCAGCGUCGUUGUGGAUGGGCGUACGUACUCAGGCCUGGGAAAAAGUAAACAGCACGCAAAACAGUUCGCAGCCGUCGAGGCGCUCAAGUUGAUACUGAACGAUUCCAGCCUCCAGUAUAUCGAAGAUGCUCCCAGGGGCCCGGGAGGUAUUGUUAUGCCGGAGCCUGCUCCCCCUGAGAAGCCCGUUGCGCCUGCACCUCCACCGGCACAAACCGCCCCGGAUACGCAAAAUCCCGCUCCUUCAACCCAGGCCGUGCCAAGUGCCAUUUCAAUAGCUGGUAAAACCCCGGUACAAAUACUAAACGAAAUGGAUACAAGUGCCGUGUACGAAUGUAUCGCAGAAGAUCCCGUAAAUCUCCCCAGAAGGUUCACAAUGACAGUUACCGUAAAAGGAGUUACUUAUCGGGCUUUCGGUGCAAACAAGAAGCAGGCAAAGCAUGCCUGUGCACGAUCCGCCCUUAUCGCUAUGGGGACACCUAUUGCAGAUUCAGAGUCAUUGGCGGAGGACGCUCUUGCAGAUAUCCAAGGCACAAUACCGCGACACCAGGCUAAUCAAAACCUGUCGGACAGGAUUGGGACAAAAAUGUUGGAUAAGUUUGAAGAAGUGAUGCGCAACAGGCCCGAUAAGAAGCCGUGGAAGGUUCUCGCCGGUUUGGCGAUGACGAGGAUAAGCUGUCCUGAUGCCGAUCCGAACAUCUUGUGUAUUACAACAGGCACGAAAUGCCUCAGCGGUAAAUACCUUGCGAUGGAGGGUUCCGCACUGUUCGAUUGUCAUGGGGAGAUCCUCGCUCGACGAUGCUUCAAAUUUCUCCUUUACCAACAGCUUGAUACGUACGCUGAUCCGGGUGCCGAUAAAACAAAUCUCAUAUUAGAACCGGACAUAGUAUCAGGAAAGCUGAUGUUGAAACCUGGCAUACAGCUACAUCUGUUUAUCAGCACUUCGCCAUGCGGAGAUGGGCGAAUAUUCGCACCAAAUGAAAAGGCUUGCACGGAGCUCAUGGAUCGAAAUGCCGGAAGAGCGUCCCGGGGAGUACUGCGAACCAAGAUCGAGGGUGGAGAAGGCACGAUACCACUUCCGGCGUCAUUUACUGUCCAAACAUGGGAUGGUAUUAUGAACGGCGACCAAAGACUUUUGACUCACUCAUGUUCUGAUAAGCUGCUCCGAUGGAACGUGCUCGGUCUCCAGGGCGCGCUACUGUCACACUUCGUGCAUCCCAUCUACCUGAGUAGCAUCGUGCUGGGUUCAAUGUUCCAUGCAGUUCACAUGGAACGCGCCGUGGCCGGCCGCCUCACGGGUCAGUUCCCCGAUGGAAACCUUCCGCCCGGCUACAGCCAUAAUUUUCCAGGGCUUUCGAGGCUAAGCUGUGUGAUGACUCGUACAAUUCAGAAAUCUCCGAACUUCGCUGUCAAUUGGAUAAUUGGUGACGAUACCCCUGAAGUCGUCGACGCUUCAACCGGCCUUCGAGAGACAAAUGAAAUUUCACGGCUGGCCAAAAGAGAACUCUUUUCAAGGUUCCUCAGUCAUUAUAAGAGUCGCACUUCCGAAGCCACUUUGGAUGAGCAUCUCACGUACCGCGCUGCGAAGGAACUUGCAUUUGAUUACGAGUUUGCUAAGCAAGCGAUGUUCCAGGCCAUGGAACAAGCAAAAUUAGGUCGGUGGGUUACUAAGCCCGAAGAGUGCAGUGGCUUUAAUCUGGCUGAUUAGAAAAAGCCAAGUGACCUUUUCAUCAAUACCGACCAAAUCGGGCCAAGUUUGUUAGUCGGUUUUCUACGUAUGAUCUCGUAUAUUAUGGCCUCAUUUCUGCUACCAACUGUUUUAAUUACCUUAAUCUGCCAAGGACGCUGGCUGCUGUUAACAGUGUAAUAUCUUUUACUUUAGCGGUGUCAAAAAGAACAGAACUCAUCCUUGCCCUAUUUUAAGAUCAAACUGGGUCUACUGAGUGUUACUAUGUUACGUUUCACAGUGACAGCCUCAGCUUCCGAUUCCUUUUACGCAACUUGCUUAAAAGGCUGAACAUUCAUUUUGAAAACUACAUCUCAUGGACUAUCCACAUCAGACAUUGUGGACAGAUAUCUUUUAUCGACAUUGCACCCAUAAUAAGUAGCUCAUUUCACCGAAAAUAGCUUUUAAACUAUUCUGUAGGAUAUAUUAAUAUGCAGAUGUGACUGUCUAUUGGAGGAGCUUUACUACUAUUAGAAAUCCAUAGAAUAACCCGGUAAGGUUAAUCGGUUAUGGAUGUACGUGGGCACUGGUACGAAUAUUUCUUGCUGACAUAUAGCUCUAGUAAUAAUAAGUGAAGUACUCUAUUAUAUGUUAACCAAAUAUUAAUGCCACACUAAACUUUCGAUAAAACUGAAACUUCUAUCGAAAUGGGCUAAACUUGUACACGGUUAUUAUCGUGAUGUAUCAUGUGACACUACCUGCACUCCACCUAACGUGUUCUGCGGGUGUUAACUUUAUUUUUCUGUUGAAAUGUGAAAUCGUAUUUGUGGCCCCUCUGGACGGACUCAGUGUGGCAAGAUUUUGUUCGUACAUUUACUUGCAUUAGUUGGAGUUCGGGCGCUGAGCAGAGUAAACUGCGUGCCUUCUAAGCACCGAAACGUCGAAUUUGGCGAUGUUUGUCAGGUGUCUUGUUUUCUUUGUGAUUUCUCUAUUACUGUUCCCAGUGGGUGGCAUUUGGGGGCUGACAGUAACAACAGCGGCAUUUUUUGGAUACUUGUUGAAUGUACUUGACCCUAUCCUUGCUCACUAAGGUAGACUAAAGUAACCAGCUUUACUUAGUAAGAAACUGGAAAUUGCCAUCUUCAUACUUGUGUAAACAUUACUAUGUAAAUUAUCUUUAGGCUUAAGGCGCGCACACAGCUUUUCGACAUGAUACGAUAUCUUAUAUCACUUGCUUAUUUUUAUAAGGCACUGAUGCCUUAUACAUAAUUGUAACAAACAGCUUUUUGGUUUCGUAAGUGCCGUGUGGUGCUUCCUGUUGUACUAUAGUUGUAUCGUAUUGAUUUUUGAAAGGUUAUAAAUAGAGACUGUAUAAUCAAUGCAUUUAACGCGUCUUUAAUUAGGCCUUUCGGAAUACUUUUUAAUUCACAUGUAAAUAGAAGCACGUGGAAAAGCCCAACAGAUUCUAGCCUAGAAGGUUUGAUAGCAUUAUAAAUGUGUUGAAGUAUAAUGUUUGCCAGUCCCUAAAAUUUGAGUAUUUCAAUUGGCUCCUACCGCUACUCGAACAAUCUAUCUACUAUCAAAAACAACGAUUUCGGAAUUUUAGAAA
Messenger RNA from Varroa destructor (honeybee mite), 3707 nucleotides. RefSeq names its product double-stranded RNA-specific editase 1-like. Lineage: Eukaryota; Metazoa; Arthropoda; Arachnida; Mesostigmata; Varroidae. The record is from RefSeq and is a predicted model, not a curated record. Gene Ontology annotation, molecular function: double-stranded RNA adenosine deaminase activity; double-stranded RNA binding; tRNA-specific adenosine deaminase activity. Gene Ontology annotation, cellular component: nucleolus; cytoplasm. Gene Ontology annotation, biological process: adenosine to inosine editing; RNA processing.